Molecule: messenger RNA, 1176 nt
Organism: Cucurbita pepo subsp. pepo (vegetable marrow)
Lineage: Eukaryota; Viridiplantae; Streptophyta; Magnoliopsida; Cucurbitales; Cucurbitaceae
Product: putative ADP-ribosylation factor GTPase-activating protein AGD15
Molecular function (GO): GTPase activator activity
Source: RefSeq, a predicted model, not a curated record
UAGGUGGCGAAGCGUCAAAUAUGAACGCUGCCAUUUCCCUUUCGCAUUAUUUGUGGAUUUCCAUCCGUUUCCCUCAGAAUUUGUGGAGCCAAUCAUUAUCGAGCUCUUUUUCUUUCCUCUUCAUCAUCGUUCUCGUGAAUUCUCUGUUCGGAGUUACCAGAGGCGAAGGCGACUUCUUAAGAAACCGCAGCGAUUUGAUCGUCGUAGCGGUUCGUCAAAUCGAGUCCAAACAUGAACGAGAAGGCCUCCGUCUCUAAGGAGCUCGAAGCCAAACACGCUAAGAUUUUGGAAGGUCUUCUCAAGCUUCCAGAGAACAGGGAAUGUGCUGACUGCCGGAGCAAGGCUCCCCGAUGGGCAAGUGUAAACCUUGGAGUUUUUAUAUGCCUGCAAUGCUCGGGUAUUCAUAGGAGUCUUGGAGUACAUAUUUCAAAGGUACGGUCUACUACUCUUGAUACAUGGCUACCGGAACAGGUUGCUUUUAUGCAGUCUAUGGGUAAUGAGAGGUCAAAUUAUUACUGGGAAGCGGAACUACCACCAAAUUUUGAUAAGAGGGGGAAUCAAACAUUCAUUCGUGCCAAGUACGAAGAGAAAAGGUGGGUUUCUAAGAACAGAGCAUACCCAACUCCAGAACUAGGUGGAAUGAGUAUUUAUUGUGAUUCGAUUGGAAAUGGACCCAAAAGCUCUGUUCCAAAGAAGAUAAGGAACUACUCUCUUGAGGAAGAGAUUCUCACAAAACAUGCGACUCCCAUAGUUGCAAAAGCACGCGGGAAUUCUUUUGAUAUGAAGGAUCAUACGAUUGCUUCAGCUCCACCAAGAGGUCCUUCAUUAACGAAAGAAAGUGAGACUUCCGCAACAAAUACAAACAGAUCCCUAGAUCUCUUCCAAUGUGUCCAAGAUGCAAACAACGACUGCUCCACUGUAAUUCCAGCUCCUUGGGCGACUUUCGAUUGAGAGCGAAUUCUACACAGUGCCUUGGUGUGAUAAAUUAUCCAUUUGUGGUGUCGACAAGAACUCGGAAAAAGGCGUGAGCACGUGAUCAAUCCCCAGAAGUGCAGAUUGCAUGAAUAUUUUCUUCCCUUUAUACCCUACAUUAACUUGCGUUAUUUUUUCCCUCAUCAUUCUAUGAUUCUGUAACCAUAAAGUUAAAAUAGUGGAUUGAUAGAUUUUUCCUCGUUA